AUGUUCACAACCAAAUCAAUCAAUUUAUUUAUCGAUGAUAAGUCAAUUUAUUGCGUUAAUUACCAAAUCAAAGGCAUAUUGUACAAGUCUAAUUAUCUAGGACUUUACACCGACAAGAUUAAUUCAUAUUCAAUAUCUCAUUACUAUUUAAAUGCACAGAAAAAUGAAUUUAAUUUUAAUCUAAAAGUUUCAUCGAAUUUGACAAUCGUUCAAGAUACAAGUGGCAUGUUUCAAAUCAAAAAGAAUUCACCAAACAAUGAGAUACUUACUUUAACUUUUGGUUCAGUUGGAUUUGAAGAAAAACUCAAUUCUGUUCCCAUAUUUGAUGGUGACACAACAAACUCAACGUUUAACAUCGAUUUAUCUCAAUACGCAGGAAAAAUAAUUUCAUAUCUGAAGCUCUAUCCUCCAUUGAAAUAUAACAUUCUGGUUCAAUUUGACACAACUAAAUAUCAUCCGACUGAUGUCAUCAUAUACAGUAACGGGAAACAAAUUAAAUUUGAUAAUUCCAAUCAAACACUUUUACUCAAUAAAUCAACUAUUUCGAUGUCAAUUGACGCAAAAUCCAAUAAAGACUUGCGAAAUAUUAGAAUUUCCUUUGAUACAACUGAAACACAGACAUUCAAGCCAGUUCCUGGACCAGAAAGAGACAACAAUCCGUCAAAUAAGAAGACUAUUGCAGCAGUUGUAGCAUCAAUUGCUGUUUUCUAUGUCAUUGGCAUUACUUCAGCAUUAAUAAUUUAUUUUAUUGGAAAAAGACAUUUCAAUAGACUUUAUGGUAGCCUUAUGAGUCCAUGCUUAUGCUGCUGCACCAACUGCGAGGGAUACUAUGAAGUAGUCGACUUUUAUCAGAGUCAUCCAAGAUAUUAUUAUGAUGACUACAAUGCUUUCGGAUGUAGAAAGUGCGAAAACUGUUACGAUAAUCAUUGCAAUAACAGUCGUUGCUUUUACUCCUGCGGCGAAAAAUUAUGCCAACCAUGUUAUGCUCGCCACAACUAUGCAUUAAUAUAUACUUUACGCUUAUUAUUUGGAAUUACUUCUUUAAUUAUAUUCCCUGUUAUUUGCUUUAUAACAGCUAUACAUUUAUUAUGCCCGAGUAUCCGAGAUGAUGAUUACGAAACAAAUUAUGCCGAUCAGCAUAAUCAGUACAAAACUCCAAUAGUCAUCAGUAAGUUCUAUAACAAAUUCAAGCUCAAAGGCAAAAACUAUUCAAAUGCCAAAAAUGAAAUUGACAAUCACGAGGAUUCAAGUGAUGGUGGCUCAUCAUCAUGCUCUUCUGCCUCAUUGAAUGAUAUCAGAAGCGGAAAAAUUAAGCCAUUAUCACCUGAUGAAUACAAGCCCGAAGUUAUACAAAAUCUCGACUCAGAAGUGAUGAAAUCUCAAAACGUUCAAUCUCAUAAGACAAUAAGUCAAGAGGAGGCAGCAAUGAAGGAACAAGCUUCUCACCAAGAGCGUCGUCCUUCAAUUUUUACAGACGCAAAUAUUCCUGCAAAAUUAUCUCUUUCAACAGAAGACUUUUCAAUCGAUGCAGCUCCAACUGAAAAACGAGAAAAGCCAGAGAUCAUUCUCAAGCAACCAGAAUCUCCAAAGGAAGAGAGAAAAUCCCCAAUCAAGAGGAAUUUCACAGAAGAAGAAUUGGAAAGGAAGCGAAGAAAGAGAAGAGUUAAAAGCGCUGCUGAUGCAAUUCAUCAAUCAUUGAAGAUGUUCGAACCACCUUCAAGGUAUGAUGAUGGAUCAGACACAGAACCACGCGCAAGCGAGAAUCCAGAUUACGACAAUCUCGUCUUGCUUCUUCCUCCUCCUGACUAUGAUUCAGGAGUGAUGCCUCCAAUGUUACCACAUCCAGAGUUGCUAAGCCCACCUGCAGAAAACAUUCCAAGACAUACUCCAAAGAAACACUCAAGAAGAGCGAAAGAGAAGAGAAGUGAAUCUACAAUCGCUGAAAUCCGCCAAGCAAAUGACUUGGACUUCUUAUUCUAA
Molecule: messenger RNA, 1980 nt
Organism: Trichomonas vaginalis G3
Lineage: Eukaryota; Parabasalia; Trichomonadida; Trichomonadidae
Exons: 1
Coding region: 1-1980 (659 amino acids)
Source: RefSeq, a predicted model, not a curated record